Messenger RNA from Protopolystoma xenopodis, 414 nucleotides. The record is from the annotation of a GenBank genome assembly. NCBI's taxonomy places the organism in Eukaryota, Metazoa, Platyhelminthes, Monogenea, Polystomatidea, Polystomatidae.
CUCUUGCCUGGCUCCUUGGCGCCCCGGACGAGACCAUCUACUCACCAGCUCAUCUUCCGACGGUACCCAUCACGGUUGUCCUGUUGUCCUAUCUUUCGCCACUCCCAGCACCGUAAACCCGCCAACCACGUGGCCUCAGAGACCGGCUACACAAAACACAUCUCAACUCCCGACCUCUGGCUUCGGCGGCUUGAUCCCUGUUUCAUAGACGCCAGUUCCACGACACGUCCCAUUGUCGGCAACAUCCGGACACCCGAACAGAAGACAUUCCACAAGAGCCCUUGGAGUGUGUUGAACUCUGCGCACCCACAACUCGAAGCCGACAAACUCAAAUCGGCGCCCAGUUUACACGGCAAACGAAUGUACAGUCAAGUCCGCAUGCACACAUACACACCGAUAGACACACGAGCAUAG